This is a messenger RNA of Hibiscus syriacus, 1403 nucleotides long. Its product is annotated as IAA-amino acid hydrolase ILR1-like 3. Gene Ontology annotation, cellular component: endoplasmic reticulum. NCBI's taxonomy places the organism in Eukaryota, Viridiplantae, Streptophyta, Magnoliopsida, Malvales, Malvaceae. The transcript has 5 exons. Gene Ontology annotation, biological process: auxin metabolic process. The record is from RefSeq and is a predicted model, not a curated record. The coding region runs from base 27 to 1337 and encodes 436 amino acids. Gene Ontology annotation, molecular function: IAA-Ala conjugate hydrolase activity.
UGCUAAAUUUCAGGGACAACUGUUGAAUGGUUGGCAUCGCCACUGACAUGAGCAUACUUGUUUUGUUCAGUCUGUUCGUCUCUCUUGCCUGCCUCUCCGCUACACAUGGCAGACUCGACCGUGUUUACAAAGAUGAACUCCUCAGCUCAGCCCAGCAGGAAAAAGAAUGGUUGGUUUCCAUCAGGAGGCAGAUCCAUGAGAACCCUGAACUUGGCUUCCAAGAACACAACACCAGCGCUCUUAUCCGCCAACACCUUGACCAGCUCGGUAUCCCUUAUUCUUACCCCUUUGCCAAGACUGGUAUUGUCGCCCAAAUCGGCUCCGGUUCUAAACCAAUCGUUGCUCUACGUGCCGACAUGGACGCGCUUCCCCUUCAGGAGCUUGUGGAAUGGGAACAUAGGAGCAAAAUAGAUGGCAAAAUGCACGGAUGUGGCCACGAUGCUCACACCACUAUGCUUCUUGGUGCUGCCAAGUUGCUUAACCAACGCAAAGAUAAGCUUAAGGGAACGGUCAGACUACUCUUCCAACCUGCAGAAGAAGCGCGUGCCGGUGCAUCUCACAUGAUAAAGGAAGGAGCUUUAGGUGAUUCUGAAGCAAUAUUUGGAAUGCACGUUGAUUUCACAAUUCUGACAGGAAGCAUAGGGCUGCUUUCAGGACCACUCUUAGCUGCAACAUCUAUCUUUGAAGCCAAAAUUGAAGGAGUAGGAGGGCAUGCCGCGGGGCCUCAUUCAGCCGUAGAUCCGAUACUUGCCGCAUCCUUUGUAAUUUUGGCAUUGCAACAGCUAACCUCUAGAGAAACUGAUCCUCUCCACAGUCAAGUGUUGUCAAUUACUUACAUCAGAGGUGGAUCAGCAUUCAAUGUGAUCCCAUCGUAUGUUGAAUUUGGGGGCUCUUUGAGGAGUCUCACCACUGAGGGAUUGUAUAAACUACAACAAAGGAUGAAAGAGGUCAUUAAAGGGCAAGCAGCUGUACACCGAUGUAAUGCUUUUAUCGACAUGAAAGAAGAAGAGCACCCGAUCUAUCCUGCUGUCAUAAAUGAUGAUGGCUUGCAUCAGCAUGCUGAGAAGGUUAGUAGCCUUUUGUUUGGUCCUGAGAAUGUCAAAAAGAGCAAAAAAGUUAUGGCAGGAGAGGACUUUGCCUUCUAUCAAGAAAAAAUACCUGGAUACAUGUCACACGUUGGAAUUAGGAAUGAGAAACUCGGCUCAAUUCAUGUACCACAUUCCCCAUGUUUCUUUCUGGACGAAGAUGUCCUUCCUAUUGGUGCAGCCUUGAAUACUGCCCUUGCAGAACUAUACCUGAAUGAACACGAACAUUCUGUUUUAGAUGAAGCCUUUUAAGGGAUUCGACUGUAAUGAUAAGUUCCUGUUAUACCGAUAUACUUCUCUUGUUUUUAUAUGCCGUGA